AUAUAUUUUUAAAACUAUACCCAUAAAUUAAUAUAUACUAUACAUACCAUAUGAUAAGUUUGUGACAAUAUAACAAUCAGCCCUAUUCCAUGUAUAGAUCUAUCCCUCAUCGUCCUCCGUUAGCAUACUUCCUCUUCCAUGUACUUGUUAAAAAGUACGUUUUGUACCUUUUUUAAACAGAUUUAUAUCAAUGCUUUGUUUUAUUUCUGUUUCCAGGCUGUUCCUUUGGAUCAUUCACAGACACACGCAGACUGUGGGUUGUAAAGUGAUGCAGAAGGAGAGGAAAAACAUCCAAAUCUUUACACAAGAUUAAGAUUAACUGACCAGGAGCCAUACCUUUCAUAUUCUGGGAAUCUUGGGAUAAUACAAAUAAAAUGUUACUUUAAUUAGACAUUUGGUUCAGCAGGGACAUUUUAAAGGGACCUGGAGAAAAGAUGUUCAAUCCAGUCCCCCAGAACUACAAUCCUGCAAAUUUGAGUACUGGACUCUGGCUGCCUGUGUUGGGUGAAAGGUCCCAAUUAAGGUGUUUGAGUGCAUUACAACAGUAAGACAACACUUAACAAACCAUGAUUUUGGUGACAUCAUGCUGUGGGACUGUUAUGGAUCCAAUUUAUCAACUUCCUUUCAAAUUAUCUGUUGCAAAAUGAUUGAAACUUGGACACCAAACGGUAUAAUUAUCUUAAACUCAGAGGUUUUCUUUAUAAUGUUGGAAAAGCCUCAACCCCAAACCUGUGGAAAAUCAGUGAACUCUGCUUAAAAGCUGGGUCCCUUCCAGGAAAAAAAACAGUCUGAAUGGGCUUAAUAUACGCGAGGCGUAGAUGGAAACCAGAGCUGAAAAUAAUUUAAAAUAAUAAUAAUAAAUCCCUACAUUGAGAAGUACACCUGAGAUAAAUCCACUUCUGGUUCAGAGACAACAUUUCACCUUUAAAGCUUCUCUGUCACAGAGGGUUGAAGCACUGAAAGCUAAAUGGACGUUUGUUUAACAUUUAUUUGACACAAAAUGAAAAUACAGAUCAUUAACAGAGAGUUAAAUAUUGUUGAAUUGUUGUGAAAAGUUCUUUCAUCACUGUAAGAUCACUGCUUUUACUUAUUUAUUUAGUUAUUUUGGUGUAAAACUGAGUUAAUUCUCAUGUUUCAUUGUUAAAACUAAUCUCCAUCAGCUAAAACAGGAGAGUGUGAUGCUGCCCCCGUGUGGUCACAUUUAGGGCUGCAUUCUGUGCUGUUUUUCUCAGUCAAAAUGUUUAUCUACACCAUACUGCCAAAAGUAUUCGCUCCCCUGCUUUGGAAGCAUAACACAAACAAACGAAGGACAUCACGCUGGACAUUGAGGCACCAAACUGUUGACCGAAAACCACUGAUCAAUCAGUGAAAGUGGGUUUGGACCGAGACGGCCUUUCGGUCAACGACUCCAGUGUCAGAGGAGUUAAUGUGUAAUGAGACUGGAGCCCCAGCCGGAUUUGGAUCAGUUUGUCCCUCAGAAGUUCAAGGAUGGAUCUGAUCCGGCUCUUUACCUUGUCUCUCUGCUGUGAGUCAUUUUCAGUAAUACUCGUAAUCAGUGGAACUUGUGGCACUUUUAGCUGCUCCACGCUGAGUGAGCAAUUUUAUUAAUUUUGCAAAUAACCGUAAAAAAAAAAAUGAAUAAGUAAACAGGAAACAUGAGAUCUCUGUUCCUGAUGAAAGCAUGACAUAACAGAGAUAAAGGACUUUUCUUGGUGUCUGUUCGAAAAUGAAGUGACCUCCACUGAUCUCCUGCUUGUCUCUGAUUGGUUGACAGGUUGGAUGGCCGCUUCCAGGUAUGUGUGGUCAGACAAACCUGUGAUCCUGGUGGAGGGAGAAAUGAAAGAUGGAGAGACGAUUGAAGUCAGCUGCAUCGUUCCCAUUCCCUACGGAGGAGGGGACUGUCGCCUCUUCAGAGAACCCUCCGAUUUCCCCUUCAAGGUGUUGACAGCCACGAGUUACGUGUGUGUUUUCAAUCUGACGUCAAAGGAGGUGCUGGGGAACAAGCCGGUGGGCAGCCGCGUCAGGCUCAGGUGUGACUACAAGCUCCAGGAAUACACCUCAGUCCUCAGCGACAACAAAGGCGUGACCGUCUGGGGUACCAGACCCAGUCCCAGUCUGUCCAUCAGCCACCGCUUUGUCUCACCUGAUGACAUCAUCGAGCUCACCUGUUCGCCUCCAGUGUCCCCAGUCGACACCUGCAACUUCUACCAAAGCAGCUAUUAUAUCACGGAUGGUCCCUGCAGCCGGAACGUGACGGUCAGAGAGCUCGCCAAGUAUGAGAAGAAAACCCUGCUGCUUCCUCUCAACCUCACCUGCACGUAUGAACCCGAGAGCCAUCGCUACAUCAUCUCUGAGCACAGCGAGCCCCAGCUGCUGUUUGUAGUCGAUGCGAGCACGGUGACCUCACCAGUCGACUGCUUGGUGUCGGUGAGCGAGGAUCAGCUGGAGGCAUUUGGAAAACAGACGUGGACGACGUUUUGCCCAAACGGAACGACCGUCACCGUUCAGAUGACCAACAGCAGCCUGAACCUUCAAAAGACCUGUAACUAAAAUCUGAACAUAAAAAAAUUACCAGAACCCAGAAGUGGGUAGUAACUGGUUACAUUUCCUCAGUUACAUUUAAUUGAGUAACUUUUUGAACAAAAUGGACUUUUAGGAGUAGUUUUACUGCACUGUACUUUUUACUUUUACUUGAGUCAUAGUAUCGGCGCUCUUACUUGAAUAAAAUCUCUGGCUACUCUACCUGCUGUGAGUAACUUCAUGAAUAAAGAACAUUAAUAAAA
Messenger RNA from Fundulus heteroclitus (mummichog), 2783 nucleotides. RefSeq lists its product as uncharacterized. Lineage: Eukaryota; Metazoa; Chordata; Actinopteri; Cyprinodontiformes; Fundulidae. The transcript is spliced from 4 exons. The coding region runs from base 1780 to 2550 and encodes 256 amino acids. The record is from RefSeq and is a predicted model, not a curated record.